CGGGCCCUGUCCACCAUGCAGCCCGCUUCUGCGAAAUGGUACGAUGGAAGGGCCUGUGUCUUCAUGGAAUUUUGUCCUGAAGACAGUUAAAGGUGUUAAGUGUAAACUUUGAAAAAAUCGAAACUUACAUUCAGCUGUCUUGGAGGAAGUGGUCAUUUUAUUUUUUAUUUAUUUUUGAUUUCCCAUCCCUCCUGGCUUAGCGUGGACUUCAGUAAUUGGAAAGAUUGGGAAGAUGAUUCAGAUGAAGACAUGUCUAAUUUUGACCGGUUCUCUGAGAUGAUGAACAACAUUGGUGGUGAUGAGGAUGUAGGUUUGCCAGAAGUAGAUGGAGCAGAUGAUGAUUCACAAGACAGUGAUGAUGAAAAAAUGCCCGAUCUGGAGUAAGGAAUAUCAUCAUCACCGGAAUUUGAGAAAGAAAAAAAUAUCUUGUCUCUGCAAGGUUUCAUAAUUGAGAGAAUUCCUGAGUUGGUAGCUCUAAAGGCAGAUGCUGUAUUUGCCUCCUUAACCCACUUUUCAACCCCCUUUUUUGUUUGUUUUUUUUAAAGGCUUCACUAAGGGUUGAUAUGUACCGUUGUAUGGGGCAGUUUUAAGUCAGCUAAGGCAAUAACCUUAUGCAUGAACAUUUCCCAGAUUUCUCUGACACGUUGAGGUCCUAGGCAGUUGAUACAGUGGUUAUGACAAAACAUUUCACCUUGUCUCCUUUACUUCAUAACGUAGAUAACUGGCACGAUAGGAAGCUCUUGACUUAGGGAACGAUAACUAGAUUUUAGAACAUGGACUCAAAGUGGCUGAAACAAAUUGGUUGAUACCAUAAAUUGGUAACCUUUUUCCUCUGGCAUGUCCUUCAGGGUUGUUUCACUAAAGUUUUAUUUUUUAAAAGUUUACAUUAUUGUAUGUAAGUAAUCACUUGUCAGUAUCCCAGAUGUAUCUUAGCUAAAACUAGUGUAUGCUCUAUUUAGAUGGUUUUGGAAGCCUGUACAUUUGGUAUUGUUUGCCCCUUAAACUUUUACAUCUCUUAGCAUGGAGGACGAAAAAAGGCUGUACAUUGUUGCUUAAGAGUCUGUACAUUUAUACCAAAUUUGUAUUUGUACUGUCAAUACGGCAAAUGAGUGAAAAAAUGUUGAUACACUAUUGGAUUUUUUUUAUUUAUUUUUUUUAAUUCAGCUUGUCAGGGCUGAAAACCUCAAUUUAUGUUCAUGACAUUGGGGUU
Messenger RNA from Sorex fumeus (smoky shrew), 1210 nucleotides. Its product is annotated as prostaglandin E synthase 3-like. Gene Ontology annotation, cellular component: nucleus; cytosol. The transcript has 2 exons. Gene Ontology annotation, biological process: prostaglandin biosynthetic process; chaperone-mediated protein complex assembly; protein folding. Gene Ontology annotation, molecular function: prostaglandin-E synthase activity; protein-folding chaperone binding; Hsp90 protein binding. The record is from RefSeq and is a predicted model, not a curated record. NCBI's taxonomy places the organism in Eukaryota, Metazoa, Chordata, Mammalia, Eulipotyphla, Soricidae.